Messenger RNA from Nylanderia fulva, 3369 nucleotides. It is a transcript of the gene Appl, whose product is annotated as amyloid-beta-like protein. Lineage: Eukaryota; Metazoa; Arthropoda; Insecta; Hymenoptera; Formicidae. Gene Ontology annotation, biological process: axonogenesis; central nervous system development. The record is from RefSeq and is a predicted model, not a curated record. Gene Ontology annotation, cellular component: neuronal cell body; neuron projection; membrane. Gene Ontology annotation, molecular function: heparin binding; transition metal ion binding.
ACCCAGCCACAGCGGCGGACAGUAGUAGUUUCGCUGCGCUCACCGUGAUAUACGACGAGUGGAAUUAUCGUGCGUCGCAUAUAUAAAACCGAACGCGGACGAAAAAUCCCGUUUUUUUCAUCUCCAAUCGUCGUUGACGAAACAAACGUUUCUCCUUCUCGUCGCAGGAAAGAGAGGAGAGACCGGGUGACGGAUCCUCUCCGCCGGAUUUUGCGGAGAAACUCUCGCCGAGUAUCCUCGAAGCGGGCAUUCUCAACGAGAGGACGUGGGACUGUAGGUGGGCCGGGAAGAGGAAGAAGAGAUGAAGGGGAUGCUGGCGCUGGCCGCACUGCUCGGCGUCCUGUCACUCUGCCGGGUGCAGGCGGUGUCAGAGAGGCUCGAAUUGGCACCAGCUGGCGGAAGAUCAGAGCCGCAGGUCGCUACCUUGUGCGAACCUGGCGAGGUGUAUCUUGCUCAGCAUAUGGGAGAGCAGGGUCGAUGGGUCUCCUCGACCGACAAGAAGAGCUGCAUGACGGAUAAGCUCGAGAUCCUGGAGUAUUGUAAGAAGGCUUACCCGAAGAGAGACAUCACCAACAUCGUCGAAUCGGCGCAUUACGUCAGGGUCGGCGGAUGGUGCAAGCCCGGAAGGAACAAGUGCAAGCUCUCGCGAUGGGUCAAACCUUACAGAUGUCUGGAGGGACCCUUCCAGAGCGACGCACUUCUCGUGCCGGAGGGCUGUCUCUUUGAUCAUCUUCAUAAUCAAACAAAAUGCUGGGAUUCUCACAGCUGGAACACCACGGCGGCGGAGACCUGUCGGGAGCGAAACAUGAACCUGCGUAGCUUCGCGAUGCUGCUGCCUUGCGGUAUCUCUCUGUUUUCCGGUGUCGAGUUUGUAUGCUGCCCGAAACACCUGAAAGAGAACGUGAAAGUGAAGAAGCCGAUCGAUUUACCUAUCCCAAAGAGUAUGGACGACGAUCUCGACGAGGACGAGGACGAUCUCGACGACGAGGAUGACCUGGACACCGAUGCUGAGGACGAGGACAACUCCGAUGGUGAUCUCGACGAUGUGCUUAGCGAUCAACCCGAUGAGGAUGAAAGUGAAGAGGAAUACGACGAUCUCGACGAUUAUGACACGACCACCAGUCGAUCAUCAACGACCGUUUCCACGACGGAGAAAGCCAAGCAGGAGGCAACUGCGAUGCCGCUGCCUGUCAGCACGAGUACGCAGCAGCCAUCCCAACCACAGGGCACGCCUGAUCCUUACCUGACGCACUUUGAUCCGCGAUCCGAGCAUCAGAGUUAUAAGCAAGCUCAGAGGCGACUCGAGGAGGUGCACAAGGAGAAAGUGACGAAAGUGAUGAAGGAUUGGAGUGACCUCGAGGAGAGAUAUCAGGACAUCAGGGCCCACGAUCCCGUCGCCGCGGAUGCUUUCAAGCGGUGGAUGACGGCGCGAUUCCAAGAGACGGUUGCCGCGCUCGAGGAAAGCGGCGCCGCGGAGAAGCAUCAAUUAAGCGCGAUGCAUCAACAAAGAGUGCAAGAGGCUGUUAAGCAGAGAAAUGAAGAAGCCAUGUCAUGUUAUACGGCGGCACUUAAUGAAACGCCGCCAAAUAUGCAUCGCAUUCAAAAAUGCCUGCAGAAGUUACUUAGAGCCCUUCAUAAAGACAGGCACCAUACGAUCGCUCAUUACAAGCAUCUCCUCGACAGCAGUUUGGAACAGGCGCAACGAGAGAAACCGGCCACUUUGGAGCACCUGGCGGAAAUCGAUAGGAUUACCAACCAGAGUCUCUUGAUGUUGGAACGAUAUCCAGACCUAAGCGCGAAGAUUGGCCGUCUCAUGGACGAUUACGUUUUGGCCCUCAGGAGUAAAGAUGAAACUCCGGGAUUGCUGCUGGCGAUGACGCGGGAAGCGGAGGCAGCCAUCCUAGACAAAUACCAGGCUGAUGUUGCCAGCAAACAGCAAGAGAAGGAACAUCAGAAGCAGCUCGAGCGGGCGCGCAAAGAGCAACGUAAGGCUGAACGCGGUGAGCUGCGCACGGAGCAGGAACAACACGAGGAGAACGACUCGGCAAUCGAUACCAAGGACAUUCCUCAGCAAUCGGAGCAAACCGUCGCGGUCGCUGCCAUGCAUAACGAGGGAGUAGUCAGAGUAGCUCACAGCAUGACUCACGAUGUUUCUCAUCCCGAGCCAGGUUACUCUGUAAGACGAGAGGUGUAUCACAGAGAAAGUCGAUCCGUCUACUUCACACUUGCAUUCGCUGGCAUAGCACUUAUGGCAGCUGCAGUUGUGGGUGUCGCAGUAUUCAAGAGACGUAGUGCGAGAAGUCCUCACAGCCAAGGUUUCAUCGAGGUCGAUCAAGCAGCCACGCCGGAGGAACGGCACGUCGCGAAUAUGCAGAUCAACGGUUACGAGAAUCCUACAUACAAAUAUUUCGAGGUGAAGGAAUAAUUUGGCCAUCGCCUCGCGCAGUUUUCAUUUCUGAAGCUGGUCGCAAUCGCGUAUUCGUUCUCGCGUAUUUUCUUCAAGAAUCUCAUAGUAUUUUGUUAGAAUAAGAUAUAUAUAAAUAAUAUGUAUAUCUCUAACCCCCGUUCCGCGAGAUUCUUCCGAAGAUUCGGAACAUGUACAUUUCCCGGAGAGAUGCGCUAAUUCAGAAAGCACGGUUUUUUUUUUUUAAUCGGCAGAUUUCGCGCUUGCGACGAGAGACAUCGCGAUUUUCGCAAAGAAUUGACAAUAUAUGUGUAAAAUAAAGUAAAGUUUGUAGCACAGCAGGGAUACACGCUGGAUGGGAACGAAACGGAUUCUACGGGAGAUAAAUUUACGUAGAAUUUACACACUUAUAUGUGCCAUACGAACACGAGUGUUACACGCUAUCUUCGGAAGUAUCUCAUGCACACAUUGUUUUCACAUUACGUUGUCAUAUAAUAUAUAUAUAGUACAUGUCGGUAUAAAAAUACAGGAAGGAGCGCGCGUGUUGUGUAAAAGUAGAAAACGCCGUUUUUAGACUUACCUUGAUGUUCCUCCGCCUCUACACGUUGCGCAUUUCGAAUCGGAAUCUCCACGGAUCGACGUCGUUGAUCGUCAACCGAUCGAUCUCUCGCUCCCUGGGGAGAGCGAAUCUUCGAAUGACGAAUAGAACGGACGAUGUAAACGUCGCUCCCUGCUGUAUUUUUAGGUUCUGAUAUUUUCGGAGAUAAACAAUGGCAAUAAAACCUAACGCAGCUUAAGCAGCACUACACGAAGAAAAAAAAAAGCGAUAGCGUUUUGUAGUAGCUUGUCACUGGGAGCAGCAUUUAGACGUAAAAUAUUCCGAUUAAUCGCGUAAUCGUUAACGUUAUGCUAAAGUAACCGAGCGCGAGGUACUCUUAAAAUAUCAGAACACACGCCCCAUGUUA